This is a messenger RNA of Arabidopsis lyrata subsp. lyrata, 2203 nucleotides long. Its product is annotated as mediator of RNA polymerase II transcription subunit 8. The transcript has 13 exons. Gene Ontology annotation, cellular component: mediator complex. The coding region runs from base 199 to 1743 and encodes 514 amino acids. The record is from RefSeq and is a predicted model, not a curated record. NCBI's taxonomy places the organism in Eukaryota, Viridiplantae, Streptophyta, Magnoliopsida, Brassicales, Brassicaceae.
CAUAUAUAUUAUGGAUUUGGUUUGUUCUACUUGUAUUUCCCGGUUCUAUUUCUCUCACACUCUCUCUCGUCUUCUCCAAUAACUAACUCCUCCAAAUCAAGCCUUGUUCAAAAUUUUGAGCUUAAGACCAAUCUUGCUUUCGCAUACCUCGUGUGGUUUCGUUUUCUAAUUCGGUUUGUUUAGGAGCUCUCUGUAUCAAUGGAGACACAGCCGCAGCAACCACCUCCUCCGGUGGCUGAGAAGCUGAAUCCGAAGUUGGAGAAGGAACUGAAUCUAGAGUCAUUGAAGACACGAGCCGUUAGCUUGGUCAAAGCCGUUUCUCGAAUCCUUGAAGAUUUCGACGCUUAUGGUCGAACCAACACUACUCCUAAAUGGCAGGAUAUUCUAGGGCAAUAUUCGAUGGUAAAUCUCGAGCUUUUUAACAUUGUGGAAGAAGUAAAGAAAGUUUCCAAUGCGUUUGUCGUGCUUCCGAAGAACGUCAAUGCUAUGAAUGCUGGAAUUUUACCGGUUAUGUUGUCUUCCAAAUUACUUCCGGAGAUGGAAACUGAUGACAAUGCCAAGAGAGAGCAGUUGCUUCAAGGUGUUCAGAGUUUACCAAUACCAAUGCAAAUUGAAAGGCUAAAGGCGAGGAUGGAUAUGAUUGCAGCAGCUUGUGAAAAUGCAGAGAAAGUAUUAGCGGAUACUCGUAAGGCUUACGGAUUUGGCACUCGUCAAGGCCCGUCUAUGCUUCCAACUAUGGAUAAAGGUCAAGCUGCAAAGAUUCAGGAGCAGGAGAGCAUGCUUCGAGCAGCUGUAAAUGAUGGCGCUGGAACAAAACUGCCUCCAGACCAGAGACAGAUAACCACUGCACUUCCACCACAUCUGGCAGAUGUGCUAAUUAUCAACGAUGCAGGUAAGAUUGCAUUACCUGGCCAAUUGAACAACAUCAACAAUCAAGGAAUGAUGCAGGUUUCUGGAACUCAGUUUAUGGGAAGAUCAGCUGCAUCUCCAUCUGGUCCUAAUUUUGAUAACACAACAUCUCCCUUACCAUAUUCCAAUUCUCCUCGCGCUACGGGUAUGGUUAAUGCGCCUUCGCCUCAGCAACAAAUCCAGCAACAGCUUCAACAGCAGCAGCAAAGGUCAAAAUUAAUGCAGUUGCCUCAACAUCAGCAGCAACUACUUGCACAACAACAACAACAGCUCAGGCAAUCUUCUAUGCAGGGAUUGGGUCAGAGUCAGAUACCAGCACUUCAUGAUAUGCAUGGGCAAGCUCAGCAGAAGUUUCAGACGUUACAUGGGCAACAUCAGAUGCCAUAUUCCCAGCCAAUGGCCGCGCACCAACAAUUCCAAGCUAGACAGCUCUCAGGUGGACAUAUUCAGCAUAGCAUGUCUCAAGGACAGCUCAAUCCAGCGAUGAACCGUCACUUAAACCAGUUUUCAGGUGGAGCCAAUAGUGCAUUGUUUACUUCUGCACAAGGCUCCCCAAGUAGCCAGAUGAUACCAAACAUGUCAUCUAUGCAAUCUCAGACACUUGUUCCUAGGAUGCAGCAAUUUGGAGUUUCGGGUACCAAUCCCCAAAGAAGCCAUUCUUCUCAAAUGUUGGGUGACCAGAUGUUUAACAGCAGCGGAAUGAUGCAAACUCAGCAACCGCAACAACAGCAGCAGCAGCAACAACAACAAGGAGGCUAUGGAAAUAUGCAGACGAAUCUACAGCCUAAUAACAUGAUGCAGAAUGCUCAACAAAGGCACCAAAAUCCUCAAUAAUCAAUCCCUUUUAAAUAAUUUGGGCUUGUAAUAAACCGAUGCCUAUAUUUGGUAGUACCGAAACGGGCCUGGCCCAUUCUUCAACAUUGAUACACUCACCAAUUUUCUUUAGUUUUGGUACUUCACUAAUUUGUCGCUUGUGUGCGGUCUAAAACGAGAAACAGAGACCGGACGGUGGAGGAUCGGUUUCUUUCUGUCACGUCUGUUGAGAAAUCGACACGUGGCAAUGACGUGGACAUCUCGACGCCGUUGAAUGGGGUUACAAAGACAAAACGUAGACGCGUUUCUGUUGUACACGGGACUCGAGACAGCGACGUGUCUAUGAUGAAGCUUACCUGUUUUCUGAAACAUUUUAAACAGAGAGAGAGCUCCAAAACUGCGACUCGAAAGCUAUUUAAUUUUCUGACAAGUUGUUUUGUUUCUUGUCAACUAAAUUUUAUAUACAACUAAUAAUAUUUCA